Messenger RNA from Gracilinanus agilis (Agile Gracile Mouse Opossum), 3521 nucleotides. RefSeq names its product ring finger protein 19A, RBR E3 ubiquitin protein ligase (gene RNF19A). Gene Ontology annotation, molecular function: zinc ion binding; ubiquitin protein ligase activity; ubiquitin conjugating enzyme binding. Gene Ontology annotation, cellular component: ubiquitin ligase complex; cytoplasm. The coding region runs from base 52 to 2478 and encodes 808 amino acids. Gene Ontology annotation, biological process: positive regulation of proteasomal ubiquitin-dependent protein catabolic process; ubiquitin-dependent protein catabolic process; protein polyubiquitination. The record is from RefSeq and is a predicted model, not a curated record. The transcript is spliced from 9 exons. NCBI's taxonomy places the organism in Eukaryota, Metazoa, Chordata, Mammalia, Didelphimorphia, Didelphidae.
ACUAAUGAUGAUGGAGGGUUGUGUGUGAACACUGACCCUCACUCAGUUGUAAUGAGUAUUCUAGACAUGAGUUUGCAUCGGCAAAUGGGGUCAGAUCGGGACCUUCAGUCUUCUGCCUCAUCUGUGAGUUUGCCUUCUGUCAAAAAGGCCCCCAAAAAAAGGUCAUUUAGGUCAUUUCUAUUUAGGAAGAAAAAGGACACCAAACAUAAGUCAAAGGAUCUCAAUGGCGGGGUGGAUGGAAUUGCAAGUAUUGAAAGUAUACAUUCUGAAAUGUGUACUGAUAAGAACACAGUUUUCUCCACAUAUACCUCCUCUGACAAUGGAACAACCAUCAACAGCAAACAGAGUGGAGAGUUUAUGGAGUGUCCUUUGUGUCUUUUACGACAUUCUAAGGAAAGAUUUCCUGAUAUAAUGACUUGUCAUCAUAGAUCUUGUGUGGAUUGCUUACGACAAUAUCUGAGAAUUGAAAUCUCUGAGAGUAGAGUUAAUAUCAGAUGCCCAGAAUGCACUGAACGAUUUAAUCCUCAUGAUAUUCGCUUGAUAUUAAGUGAUCAUAUAUUGAUGGAAAAAUAUGAAGAAUUUAUGCUUAGACGGUGGCUUGUUGCAGACCCUGACUGUAGGUGGUGCCCAGCUCCAGACUGUGGAUAUGCUGUGAUAGCAUUUGGCUGUGCCAGCUGUCCAAAAUUAACUUGUGGACGUGAAGGCUGUGGAACAGAGUUCUGCUACCAUUGUAAACAGAUUUGGCAUCCAAACCAGACCUGUGAUGCUGCCCGACAGGAGAGAGCCCAGAGUUUACGUCUGAGAACAAUACGUUCUUCUUCCAUUAGUUAUAGCCAAGAGUCUGGAGCAGCAGCUGAUGAUAUAAAACCAUGUCCACGAUGUGCUGCAUAUAUAAUAAAGAUGAAUGAUGGAAGUUGCAAUCACAUGACAUGUGCUGUCUGUGGUUGUGAAUUUUGUUGGCUAUGUAUGAAAGAGAUCUCAGAUUUACAUUAUUUAAGCCCAUCAGGAUGUACUUUUUGGGGAAAGAAACCUUGGAGCCGCAAGAAGAAAAUACUAUGGCAGCUAGGAACACUCGUUGGUGCUCCUGUAGGAAUUGCUUUAAUAGCUGGCAUUGCUAUUCCUGCAAUGAUUAUUGGAAUCCCUGUGUAUGUUGGACGUAAGAUUCAUAAUCGGUAUGAAGGCAAGGAUAUUUCAAAGCACAAACGGAAUUUGGCCAUAGCUGGUGGUGUAACUUUGUCUGUAAUAGUAUCUCCAGUCGUAGCAGCAGUUACUGUAGGCAUUGGUGUUCCUAUUAUGUUGGCUUAUGUUUAUGGAGUCGUUCCAAUAUCUCUCUGUCGAAGUGGAGGUUGUGGAGUGUCAGCAGGCAAUGGAAAGGGAGUCAGGAUUGAAUUUGAUGAUGAAAAUGAUAUAAAUAUUGGUGGAACGAAUAUAGCAGUAGAUGCAACUUCAGUAGCAGAAGCACGCCACAACCCUAGCAUAGGAGAAGGCAGUGUUGGUGGGCUAACUGGUAGUUUGAGUGCAAGUGGAAGCCACAUGGAUCGAAUAGGAGUCAUUCGAGACAACUUGAGUGAAACAGCCAGCACCAUGGCACUAGCUGGAGCUAGUAUAACAGGGAGUCUAUCAGGAAGUACAAUGGUCAACUGUUUUAACCGGUUGGAAGUACAAGCAGAUGUACAGAAAGAACGGUACAGUCUAAGUGGAGAAUCUGGCACUGUCAGUUUGGGAACAGUUAGUGACAAUGCCAGUACCAAAGCAAUGGCAGGGUCUAUCCUGAAUUCCUACAUCCCACUGGACAAAGAAGGCAACAGCAUGGAGGUACAAGUCGAUAUUGAAUCAAAACCAGCCAAAUUUCGACACAAUAGUGGAAGCAGUAGUGUGGAGGAUGGAAGUAGUGCUCUUGGUCGAGGUCAUGCUGGUGGUUCAUCUGGUGGCACGUCAGAAGGUAAAGCCAGUGCCUCCAAGUGGUCCAAAGAAACAGCAAGCAAAAAACCUAAAAAUAAACUGAGGAAAAAAAGUAGCAUGAAGAUAAAUGAGACCAGAGAGGACAUGGAUGCACAACUAUUAGAGCAACAGAGCACGAACUCCAGUGAAUUUGACUCACCAUCUCUCAGCGAUAGCAUUCCAUCUGUAGCCGACUCCCACUCAAGUCAUUUCUCUGAAUUUAGCUGCUCUGACUUGGAAAGCAUGAAAACUUCCUGUAGUCAUGGCUCCAAUGAUUAUCACACACGUUUUGCUACUGUUAGCAUUCUUCCUGAAGUAGAAAAUGACCGCCUGGAAAACUCUCCCCAUUCAAGUGGCAUUCCUGUGCUAACUACCCCUGCUGAAGUUCCACCAUUGAGUUAUAUUGCUGAAGAGCGUGGGAGCUGUGUGACAACAGCCAGUGUAGAUCUCUGUUUUGGUGAGGGAGUAAAGGAAACAAAUAACAAUGAUUCACAACAGGUUAUGGAAUUAAAUACUACAAUUCAGACUGAAAUUUAGACCUUUAAGUGCUGCAAGAUAUAUACCACUGAACAGCCCUGUCUGGAGCUGGUUGAACUACCUGUGACUACUGUAAGUUUCAAGUUACCAGCAGAAGCCAGGUUUCAUAAUAAUGAUGCAAUCAUAUUUUAUAUGUAACAAGGCAAAAUGCUUCAUGUGGAUCUUAGUUACCAAACUCUUAUGAAGUGAAGUGAAGCUUUAAAUGUACUUUACAACAGGACAAUAAACCAUAAGAUCAAAGCUGAUGUUUUGUGUGUUUGCCACAAAACUUUGCUUUAAAAUACAUACUUGUGUAUUCAGAUAGAAAUUUGGCUUAAUUUAUAAUGGAUAUAUGAAAUACUAAUGUAAUCCUUCAACAUUCUCAUGAAAACUUGAGACUUUCUGAUAAAUGGGUAGUGGCAAUUUAUGAAAACCACUAAGGGAAACUGUUUAAAAGAAACAGGAGUCUCCCAUGAUCCUUGCAGGUAAUUCUACAAUAGCCGAUGUCCUUUAUAACAUUUCUACUCAUAACUGGGCACAAAUUUUUCCCCUCUAUCUGGGGUGAAUCAUAUGCAAUGUGGAUAUACAAAGCUUAAUGCAGCCCAUUUACUACUGUUUGGAUACUUGUACACUUUGAGCAAUGUUAUGGCAAUUUUUGCACAACUUUGAAAUAGAGAAACAUGGUACGUGGUAUAUCUUGUAUAAUGUUUAUAUCACUUUACUAGAAAGCUGUAAUGGUAAUUAAGUAGACAGACAGCAACAGAUAAUGAUAAGAUAUAUACAAAAUGUAAAAUAAGACUCCAUUGGUUUAUAAGCAUUUUAAAGAAACAGUUACUUUUUUUCAUCAAGGGGAAGAAUGUGCCCCACUGAUUCUUGGUGCCUUUGGAAUAGACUGGGUUUUAAGUGCCUGGUUGUUUGAGGAUUUUACUGUGUUAUUUCCUAGAACAUCCUCUGUGGCCACCUAGGAUUAGAACUAAAAACUGCAGAUCACAAAAUGAUCGUGGUAGAGAGGGAAACACGUAAUUUUUAUUGAUGAUGAUGAUGAUGAUAAUGAUGAUGAUGAU